This is a messenger RNA of Pyricularia grisea, 1230 nucleotides long. RefSeq lists its product as uncharacterized. The transcript is spliced from 2 exons. Lineage: Eukaryota; Fungi; Ascomycota; Sordariomycetes; Magnaporthales; Pyriculariaceae. The record is from RefSeq and is a predicted model, not a curated record. The coding region runs from base 1 to 1230 and encodes 409 amino acids. Gene Ontology annotation, molecular function: dipeptidase activity.
AUGCGUCAAUCUGCAGAAUCCAUCGUACUGGGCGUUGUUCGGGAUGAACUGCGGGAAAAAGAUGGCGAUAUUAGGGGCAUCAAUGACCAGAUCCACGCCAAUCCUGAACUGGCAUACGAAGAGUUCAAAGCCCACGAUGCUCUCGUUUCACUCUUGCGGAAGCUUCAAUUCCAAGUAACCCCGCACGCCUAUGGAGUCGAGACUGCUUUCUCGGCCGAGUACGGGUCAGGUGGUCGCCUGGUGGUCUACAACGCCGAGUAUGACGCCCUUCCAGGCAUUGGUCAUGCCUGUGGGCAUAACCUGAUUGCCUCGUCGUCCCUCGCCGCCUUUCUGGGUCUUGCUGCUGCCCUCAAGCACAAUCCGGAUCAGCCAGGACGAGUCCGUCUUUUGGGCACUCCCGCCGAGGAGGGCGGCGGCGGCAAGCUCAAGUUGAUCGCCGCCGGAGCCUACAAAGACGCCGCCGCCAGCCUGAUGGUGCAUCCUGGACCAUCCUACCUACUCGCCGCCCCCGUCGAGGAGGUCGCUUUUGUGCGCAUGCUCGCCAACGUCAAGAUGCGCAUCUACUUCAGUGGUCGCGAGAGUCAUGCUGCUAUGGCUCCCUGGGAUGGCAUCAAUGCUCUCGACGCCGCCACGCUGUCGUACAAUGCAAUUUCCAUGCUCCGGCAGCACAUCAGACCCUACGAGCGAAUCCACGGAGUGGUGCGUCAAGGCGGUGAAAGGCCCAACGUGACACCCUCUUCCACCUGCGUCGAGUACUAUGUCAGGAGUGACACGCGAGCUGCGGCCCAGAAGUUGUGGGAGAGGGUCAAGCUCUGCUUCGAGGGUGCCGCCAUUGCGACCGGGUGUGGCGUUCGCUACGAGCCUAUCAACUCGUACGCCGACGUAAGACCGUCGCGGGCCCUCUGUCGCGAAUACCAAGCUGUACAGACGCCAGAGACCGUCUCCUUCUCUGAGCCGGCCGAUUUUCUGGCUGGCAGCACCGACAUGGGUGACGUUUGCUACGAGUGCCCUGGCUUCCAUGGCGCAUUCGGCAUAGAUACGGAGAAGGGCCAGUCGAACCAUACGCUCGCAUUUGCUGCCGCCGCAGGGCUAGACAAGUCCUACAAAAAGGCGAUUGAGUGCGGAAGAGGUAUGGCAAUGGUUGGAUGGAGAGUUCUGAGUGAUGAUGCUUUUGCUGCCGAGGUGCAAAAGGAGUGGGAAGAUGAUAUGCGUGUCGCCAAGGAGACUUGA